AUGCCGGGGCUCACGGCUGAUUCCGACUCUCCCCCAGAGCUGGAUCUCGUGCCCCUGCCGCCCUUCAAGCCAGACCUCUACGAGCGUGCCUGGGCCUCGAUACCACAUCCGACACUGCCCCUCAUCGCGACCUGCUAUGCAAAGUCCGUGACUGUCUUCUCCCUCUCUACCCUCUCCGCCCACAGCAGCCUCACCGGCGGACACCAGCGUUCCGUGCGCUCCGCGGCGUGGCGCCCAGCCCUACCUCCGCACAAGCUAUGCCUUGUCACCGGCAGCUUCGACUCGACCGCCGGCUUGUGGCGCUGGGACGGCGAUGUCCCCUUCGAGUCCGCCUCUGCCGCCGGUCCCUCAUCUGAUCCUGCCGGGCUCGAAGUCGAGAUCACAAGCUCCGCUCUACAGCAGCGAAGCACACCCGCCGCCGCAGCAGACGACCACUCCGAGCGCGACGACGACUGGGAGUUCACCCUGGUUCUAGAGGGCCACGAGUCGGAGAUCAAGAGCGUCGCCUUCUCUCCGUCCGGUCAGUACCUCGCCACAUGCAGCCGCGACAAGUCGGUGUGGAUCUGGGAGGACGUCGGCGCCAGCGAGGAAGACGAUGAGUGGGAGACGGUCGCCGUGCUCAACGAGCACGACGGCGACGUCAAGUGCGUGGCCUGGUGCCCGGACGUGCCCGGGCGGAGCGGCAGGGGCCGGUACAGCGCCGAUGUGCUGGCCAGCGCGAGCUACGACAACACGGUGCGCAUAUGGCGCGAGGACGGCGACGGCGAGUGGGUGUGCGUCGCCGUGCUGGAGGGCCACAGCGGUACUGUAUGGGGCCUGCAGUGGGAGCCUGAGCCGAAGAACGAGAACUUUCCCCGCUUGAUGACAUUCUCGGCGGACCAGACAAUACGGUUGUGGUCACUAAAGGAGGAGGAGGACGACGAUGAAGAUGGAGCAGGCGCAGGCGCAGGCGGGGGCAAUCCGCUCUUUAGCUCAGGGUUUGGAGGCCUUCCGAACACGAUGCGCCGUUCUAUAAGGGAGGACUGGGAAUGCACAGAUGUGCUUCCUACCGCUCAUACGCGCGACAUAUACUCUGCGAACUGGAGCGCGGCAUCUGGCAUGAUAGCCAGCACUGGUAGCGAUGGAGUUAUUGCUGUAUAUCGUGAGGACCUCGACCAGCCUGAUGCGAAUGGUGCGGAGGAUGUUCAGAUGUCCGACGUCAAUGGACCAGAUGCCAAUGCGCCAGUAUCUGCUGUUGCGGCUCGUUCUACGAAAUGGCGAAUGUUGAAAUCCCUCAAAAACGGGCACGGUCCGUACGAGAUAAAUCAUAUCACUUGGUGCCGGAGGUUUGACCCAGGGGCUGGGAGGAGGGGUUCAGAAGAAAUGCUGGUGACAACUGGGGAUGACGGAAUUGUACGGCCGUGGGAAGUCAAACUCGGAGCAUCGUCCUGA
Molecule: messenger RNA, 1431 nt
Organism: Phaeoacremonium minimum UCRPA7
Lineage: Eukaryota; Fungi; Ascomycota; Sordariomycetes; Togniniales; Togniniaceae
Product: putative cytosolic iron-sulfur protein assembly protein 1 protein
Exons: 1
Coding region: 1-1431 (476 amino acids)
Biological process (GO): iron-sulfur cluster assembly
Cellular component (GO): cytosolic [4Fe-4S] assembly targeting complex
Molecular function (GO): protein binding
Source: RefSeq, a predicted model, not a curated record